Messenger RNA from Glycine soja, 1221 nucleotides. RefSeq lists its product as uncharacterized. The record is from RefSeq and is a predicted model, not a curated record. Lineage: Eukaryota; Viridiplantae; Streptophyta; Magnoliopsida; Fabales; Fabaceae. The transcript has 2 exons. Bases 126 to 479 code for a protein of 117 amino acids.
UUUAUUGAAUUUAUACACUUCUCUGUACAAGGGUUUCAAGGAUAAGUUUUUCCGCUUAAGGCUGACAAAAAAAAUGCCGAACCUUAUUGACAAUAUCCCUGGGUUGAUUUGCGGAUGUACAUAGAAUGGGCGACCUUCAAAAUAAAGGAAUGGCGCCAAGCAAACCUGGAAUAAUGAGAUUGCUUGAGGAUAAGGCGAGGAGGGACGUGGCUGAGGUUGUUGCUGCCAAAGUCGUUGCUGCUACAGCAAAUGACACUACUGGUGGGUCGGUUACACCGACUAAUAAUUUGGUGGAGAAGGAAAAUGAUGACAGUCAGCGAAGAAAUGUCCUCAGACAUGAUGUUCGCAAAAAUGAUCUCAUCAAUUUGGGUGAAUCUCAAGACCAUCCUGGUUCGACCAAGUCUGAUCUUCAGUCUCCAGUGGAUGCGAAUGUUGGCGAUAACUGGGAUUUUCAAGAUUUCCAGUGGAUGCGAAUGUAGGCGAUAACUGGGAUUUUCAAGAUUUGGGGCAUGCCCCAAAUCAGGCUAAGUCAUUUUUUUGACAUGGCCUUUCCUUACUCAAAACAUAACCGAGUCCAUAACUACUUGGAAGUCGACCGUGAAAGGUUGUCUACUUCAAGGAUCAUUAGUUGUUGUCGAGGUAUAUAUUCAGGCCGAGGCUAACAGAUUGACUGUUAUCGACGUUGCCACUAAAGACAAAGCCAGGGAGCUAUAUCAUGAAAGGAAACAACUAGAAAAGAACAAGUUUGCCUUGGUUAAGGAUUUGGAACGGUUGAGUACCGAAAUGCGAAUUUUAAAGUUGAAAAGUUGAAGCUGGAGCAGGAUAGGGUCGAGUUUGAUAAAGAUAAGAAACUUUUUGCUGAUGAAGAAGCUUAGAUAAAAUCCGAGAUUGAGAAGCUCCGCAAAUCAAAAAAUGAAGCCCUUGAGGAGAUUAAUGUGUUGACUGCUCGGCUAGAAUCCCUGGACAUAGAGAUCAAAAAGAUAAAGGUCAAAGUGACAAAUGAGAAGACUAAGUUUGCCGCUCAAUUGUUAGUCCCGCGUGCCGACUUCAGCUUCACUAGUCCUUUCAAGGAAGUUGUUAACGACCAAAUUGUUGAAUUCGAGGAUUGAUUUUUCUUCUUCAUUGUUGUUUGAAAAAACAUGUACGUUUUUUUUUUGCUUCUAUAUUUAAAUUAUGUAUGUGUCGAUCGACUUUUGAAUGACAAUCACUUUUUUUUUUUCA